Molecule: messenger RNA, 1324 nt
Organism: Aethina tumida (small hive beetle)
Lineage: Eukaryota; Metazoa; Arthropoda; Insecta; Coleoptera; Nitidulidae
Exons: 2
Coding region: 152-1261 (369 amino acids)
Biological process (GO): attachment of mitotic spindle microtubules to kinetochore; mitotic spindle assembly checkpoint signaling
Cellular component (GO): kinetochore; mitotic spindle; nuclear envelope
Source: RefSeq, a predicted model, not a curated record
GUCCUUCGUAUAUGAUUUUGUCCAUGUAAGUUUUCUUCAUAGAGUCAAAUAGUACUUACUCUGUGAUAGAUAUAACACAAAAUAUAAAUAAUAAGGUCCCUAAUUCAGCAGCAACAAAUAAAAACAUAUAAAACAGUUUUCUUUCGGAAACAUGGACAACCUGUCGGACAGUUCAUCGUCCUCCUCCUCCACAGUGGGGGAAGAUGGGGGACGGUACCACAUCUUGAACUUAAAGUUCCAAUUAAAGAAGCUGGGGUACACCAAAUCGAUGUCCGACGAUUUGGCCGAAGUCCAGUACAAAAUUAUCAAAAAUUUGGAGGAGGAUUUGUCGAAACAGGCCGACGCCAUCAAGAAAUUGGAGAAGAAGCAGCGCAACAUGCAACGUUUGCGAUUGAAGGUUAAAACGUUGGACUACGACCGGACGCUCUUUUCCCAGUACCGAAACAUCGCCAACGACAUAAUAGACAAGAGGGCGCAGUUCAACGUCCUUAAAAAGAAAGUAGAAGCUUUGAAGGUGGAGAACGCCAAGUGGAAGGACUUGGUUAAGAAUAAGCUCAUCCUGGAGGAGCAACUCAACGAUUUGAAGUCACGACUGACCAAAUACAAGUUGAUUGAAAAGGAGCUGUUUAAGCUUCAGUGCAUAAACAUGCACUACGAGCACAGACUCAACGAGUGGUGCUCUGUGGCACGUGAGAUUUGUUCGGUGACUGACUCUGAGACGAUUAUACCUGAACAACUGAAAUUGGCACUGGAAAAGAUCCAGCAACGCGAGUUAGCACUGGCUGCAGAGAAAAUUGAGUUGGAGUCCAACCUUAAAAGAGUCGAGUUCGAAGCCAGGAUGGCGAAGCUUGAUCAGAAAAAGUUCCAGACCCUUCUGGCUGAGUUCAAAAGCAACACUGAAGAGAAGGAGCAAGUCAUCGCCAUGAUUCAAAGGUCCCUAAACAUAGUAACCAGCGAAAGGGAUGGGUACAAGUCGUUGCUUGACUCUGAGAAGUUCUAUUUCAGCUGCAGUGCCAAAUCUAGACAGGACAUAAAGAAUAGUCGUACGGAAUACGUCAAAAGACUGGAGACUAUAUGUGAGCAGUACCAUGUGUGUAUUGAAAACAUGCAAAAGGAGAUACAGACAAUGUACGAGGCUCAAGCUGCGAAAGCUUCACCGGAAAUGUUGAUGCACGAAAUUGAAAACUUGAAAUGUGAGAAUGAGAGGCUAAGGGAAAGAAAUGAAACUUUGACAAUACAGUUAGAAAACUCCCUCAAUUAGUACUGGAAUUAUAGUCGUAGUAGCUUCGUACUAUUUAAUAUUAGGAAUUUAGUUUGUUGUUAA